Molecule: messenger RNA, 1522 nt
Organism: Melospiza georgiana
Lineage: Eukaryota; Metazoa; Chordata; Aves; Passeriformes; Passerellidae
Gene: SAMD14
Product: sterile alpha motif domain containing 14
Exons: 10
Coding region: 86-1279 (397 amino acids)
Biological process (GO): actin filament organization; calcium-mediated signaling; neuron projection development
Cellular component (GO): postsynaptic density; actin cytoskeleton; dendrite
Molecular function (GO): actin filament binding
Source: RefSeq, a predicted model, not a curated record
GGCCCCGAGCCCGGCCCCGAGCCCGGCCCGGCGGGAGGCGAGCGGGGCCGAGCAGGAUGCCCGAGGAGCGCGGCCCUGUCCCACCAUGUCGGUCUCCAAGCUGCAGGACACGGACGAGGUUUUUGAUUUUACCGCUGUGGUUCCAGAGACGCCGCGUUUGGACAGCAGCCUGCACAAGGCCCGUGCCCGGCUCCUGGCCCGCGGCCGCCGCCAGCGGCCCUCGCGCUCCCGCCUGCGCGACAGCGCCAGCUCCACCGAGGGCGACGAGGGGCCCGAGGCCGCGGGCACCGAGGGCGAGGGCAGCCCCCCGGCCCCCUCGCCCUUCUCCCGCACCGACGGCUUCUCCUUCGAGCCGGGGGUGGCACGGCCGGGCCUGGGGGACCCCCCGGCCCCCACGCCCCCCCUCAGCCGCUACCGGCCCCUCACCAACACCCCAUCCCAGGAGGGGCUCUCGGGGCCCCCCGCACCCCAGUCCUGCCCCAGCUCCGACAGCUCCCCCGGCUUCGGCCGCCGCCACCCCCGGCCCCGGCAGCACAGCGAAGAUGACAGCCGGGACAUGAGCCCCCCCUCUCCCGCCAGCCCGACCGUGGGGCUCGAUAAGAAAACGAGGAGGAAAUUCUUGGAUUUGGGGGUGACCCUGCGCCGGGCAUCCUCUGGGAAGAGCCGCAAGGAGAAGAGCAGCAACCGCCUGUCCAUGGGCAGCAGGGAUGUGUCAGAGGGCCCCGGCCGCCCCUCGGGCUCCCCAUUCCUGCCCUUCUCCUGGUUCUCGGACAGCGCCCGGGGCUCGCCCGGCCCCGCGUCCCCCGCGGGCUCCCCCCGGCACGAGGGGCUCAGCCCCCCCAAAUCCGCCUCACAGGACUCGGAGCUGAGCGAGGACUCGCCCCCAUCCAGCGCCAGCCCGCGCCUGCCGGGCCCCCCCAAGUGCUCGUACCCGUACCACACGCUGUCGCAGUCCUCGGACGAGCUGCUGGAGGAGCCGGCGGGCGCGGCCGCGGGCUGGACGUGCGGCCAGGUGGGGCAGUGGCUGCAGAGCCUGGGCCUGGAGCGCUACGUGCGGGAAUUCGCCGAGCGCGGCGUGGACGGGCCCCGCCUGCUGCUGCUCGAUGGGGCCAAGCUCAAGGCGCUGGGCGUGGGCAGCUCGCAGGACCGCGCGGUGCUCAAGCGGCGGCUGAAGGAGCUGAGCGCGGCGGCCGAGCGGGAGCGCAAGGCCCGGGACAAGGCGGACAAGCAGCGCGACAAGCACAGGAAAAAGGCGGAGCAGGAGCAGCGGCGGAGCUGAAAACCGGGGGGUCCCGCACCCCAUCCCCACCCAGAGCCCCCCGGGACACACGCGGGGCACGGCCAGGGGACACCGGCCCGGCCCCUUUGGGGAUGCAGAGGGCACUGGGACACCCCCAGCCCGUCCUGCCACCCCACUGUCACCACCCCGAGGGGUCCCGGCCGCUCCCCACCCGCACCCCUGGCACAGGAGGGGACAGGGCACAGCCCGACCCCCCCUCACACACGGGCACCCCCAAAUGGG